CGUCUCGCAUUAUGGAUAUCAGCUCGUCGGUUGUCUCGAAGUUAAAUUAUUAAGCAAAUUUCUUCUCGCAGCUAAUUUUAGACUUUUUAAUUAAAUUAUUUUUGUUCAUUUUUUUAUGGUAAGUGGUGAUAAAAGACUAAAAUCUCGACCGAAAAAUGGAUUUCGAUUAUUAAUUUGUAAUUUAUGCAAACUGGAAGAGAUAACGCAGGGAGACCCUACCAAAACAGGAAACGUCAAAACGAAUGACUUCGUAGCGUUUAGAAAAUUGCCAUUUAUUUCCCAAUGAUGUCUUGGAUGCCAGUGUGACGGGAAAGAUGUAUGAAGCAUUGGGGCCAAGAGGGGCCGAAAUGGAUCCCCACAACCGAUGUAUGGGAGGACGUAUGUGGUGUGUUUCAGACAUUUGCGGUAUCAUUUGCGCUGUCAUGACAUGGCUACUUGUUACCUAUGCAGAAUUUGUAGUAUUUACGGUUGUGUUGGGAACUGCAAAUCAUCCCAUAUACACCACGUUCAAUAUUAUUCUCUUCAAUAUGUUUGUAAUCCUUGCUCUUUCGUCACAUGUUCGAGCAAUGUUCACUGAUCCAGGUGCUGUUCCUAAAGGAAAUGCCACCAGAGAAAAUAUACAGCGUAUGGGGCUACGAGAAGGUCAGGUUAUUUUUAAGUGCCCCAAGUGCUGCAGUAUUAAACCUGAGCGUGCUCAUCACUGUUCAGUGUGUCAGCGGUGCAUUCGAAAAAUGGAUCAUCAUUGUCCGUGGGUUAAUAACUGUGUUGGAGAAAAUAAUCAGAAAUUUUUUGUUCUUUUUACGUUCUACAUAGCCCUGCUCAGUAUCCAUGGACUAUUCCUGGGCAUAUAUCAAUUUAUCAUUUGUGUCAAGAGUGAAUGGCAUGAGUGUUCCUCCUUUUCUCCCCCCGCGACAGUUGUUCUUCUUCUGUUCCUCAUAUUUGAAAGCUUGUUGUUUGCUCUGUUCACAGCAGUAAUGUUUUUCACACAAGUUUGUGCCAUAUGGACUGAUGAAACGGGCAUAGAACAACUGAAGAAAGAGCAAGCAAGUUGGGAAAAAAAAUCCAGAUGGCGAAGCAUCCAGGCUGUAUUUGGAAGAUUUUCCGUCACAUGGUUCAGUCCAUUCACAACUCCUCCUUUACCAAGCAAAACUCAUUCUUAUAUGUAUGCAGUGUAGAUUACUUAUGUUAGCCAAGAAUAAAUGAGAUGAAACCACAUAGACUUCUUGCAGUACUUGGGUGAAAAUUUGGGGGAAGCAUGAUACGCAAGAGAGCGUGUUACACGAGUAUAUAUGGUAAUUUAUGACAUAAAUCACAACCUACAGGUUAGUGCUGCAAUCAGAGGUCUGCAGAAUUGGUCACUAGCUACAUUCUCCAGGGUUUUGCAGAACCAGUUCAAAAGUGUUGGAUUGAUUUCUCUAUCUUUGAUGUACGUACAGAGGGUCCUUGCUCAUAGUCCUGGUAAUUACAGUUCAAGAGUUUUUGCUUUUGUAUGGAUGUGGAAUUUUUUAUUUAAGGAACAAGUUUUGAUAUUGUACAAUGUAUUUUGCAUAUAUAUUUUUUUCAUCUUGCCAAAUGCUUUUAUUAUUUAAUUAAUACACAGACUUCCUGCUAUUUAUUGUUUUUAAUAUAGGUAUGAAUGUCUUUUUUAAAGAAAUGACUAACAUAGUUUGUAGAUCUGUUGUCAGUGAUUAGCUAUCUUAAUUCUCCUCUCCUUUUUCAAAAAUGUCUCGGUAAUAAUGGAUGAUGAUUAUGGGGUACUUAUCACAGAAUGUGUUGUUAUUUCAUGAUAAUCAGGAAUGAGAAAUGUGUAUGUGCUAUUUGUUCAUUGUUGUGAAUGAAUUUUGUCAAGAGUAUGAAACUCUAAAAUUGCCAUACAUGUAGUAUGUUAAGGAUUUCUCACUUGCAAUGGACAGUUCAGUUGGUGCACUCUCACAUCAGUGUUAUUUGAGGAAUUAAUAUAGCCUCAGUGUAUUUUACAAUAAAAUAAAGUAAUGUAGGAUUCACACAUCUUAUAUGUCACAAAUUUUAAAAUUGAACUGGUUUUAUUUGUAAUUAAAUUAUAUUUGUUGCAAGAGAAUAUAUUAUUAUAAUAAAUAGUUUUUUAGAUUUCUUUUAUUUAAUUCAGAUGAAUCUUAUUUGUUUUUACUGUGUAGCACAGGAUUUUUUAUUGGAAAUUCACAUAAUUAUAAAGAUGACCUUGAAAAAAUAUAUAAUUGAGGAUCAGUGAAAAGCAUCCUUGUGAAGUUGUAAAUGUUUAUUUGUUUUAGUUUUGUAAACUUUAUUUGAAGAUAUACUGUACUUUAACCUGCUUAAAUUUAUGUAAACCAUAUUAUUUGCUUAAAUUUAGUCAUGUAAACCAUAUUAUUUGAAAGAUAAUGUACUUUGCUUAAAUUUAAUACCAUACACCAAUAUCAUUGACAAACUAAUAUUGCUUGAAGUUGGAAGUCCACAAAAUUCAGAGGUAUGGGUUGAAUGAUAACCUUGUAGCAAGGAAAGAAUUGUGAAUUAUUUUGUUUAUGGAAACAAAUUGGGUUGUGAUAAUGCAAUAACUUUUAGAAUGAAAAUUAAUUCAAAUACAGUAGACCCUUGACUCACGAACGCAUUGACCCACGUACAACUCGAUCCCCGACCAAAAUUAUAGGUAAAAUUUCACCCUUGACCUACGAACUAACUUUGAGAUACGAACAAAAAAAAAUGCGGAAAAUAAAAAUUCUGUUUGGGUCAUGAACUAAUUUUGAGACAUGAACA
This is a messenger RNA of Macrobrachium nipponense, 2748 nucleotides long. RefSeq names its product palmitoyltransferase ZDHHC3-like. The record is from RefSeq and is a predicted model, not a curated record. The coding region runs from base 315 to 1175 and encodes 286 amino acids. The transcript is spliced from 7 exons. Gene Ontology annotation, molecular function: palmitoyltransferase activity. Lineage: Eukaryota; Metazoa; Arthropoda; Malacostraca; Decapoda; Palaemonidae.